AUGGCUGAAAAAGUCGCCACGACAACAGAGUCGGCGGGGAUACCCAUACCCGUCAGUGUCGAUGCCGCUAUCGCCAACAAAAGAGGGGCGUUGACAUGGUUGUCCAACCCCGGCAUCGUCAAGCUGAAUUGCAUCCUCGGGUUAUCGCUGGUGUCUAGUUACGCGACAGGUUACGAUGGAUCCAUGAUGAACGGUCUACAGUCGCUGGAUACGUGGCAGGACUCCUUCAACCACCCGAAUGCACAAGAACUGGGCCUAUUGAACGCGAUCCAGAAUGUCGGUCAGCUUGUUGCCCUGCCCUUUUGCGCCUGGUUCUGCGAUCGCUUCGGGCGGAAACCCGCCCUUUUGACUAGUGCAUCCAUCCUCCUCAUCGGUGUUGCUCUGCAAGGUGCGGCCCAGAAUGUGGGCAUGUUCAUCGCCGCCCGGGGUGUCCUCGGUUUUGGCUUGGCUCUCAACAUCACUGCCGCGCCGUUGAUGAUCAUGGAGUUGGCUUACCCGUCCCAACGCGCUCCGUUGGUGAGCAUCUACAACACCCUCUGGGGUCUCGGUGCGCUCUCGGCGGCGUGGAUUACUUUCGGAACCUUCAGAAUCGGGAACACAUGGGCUUGGCGAAUUCCCUCCAUCCUUCAGGGCGUCUCGAGCAUCGUCCAACUGGGUUUGUGUUUCCUCAUAGAGGAAUCGCCCAGAUGGCUUAUCUCACAGGAGAGAGACGCCGAGGCUGAAGCGUUGAUCAUUAAAUACCAUGCAAACGGGGACGCAUCCGACAUUGUGGUGCCGCUAGAAAUGGAGGAGAUUAGGACAGCGCUGAGGUUAGAAGCCGAGGCAUCGCGGUCGACCUCGUACAUGUCGUUCUUCCAGACACCGGGAAACAGGCGGCGUUUCUUCAUUAUUCUUGCAGUUGGAUUCUUCUCACAAUGGUCUGGCAACGGCCUAAUUUCCUACUAUCUUUCUUUGAUUCUCAACUCCAUCGGAUACACGUCGCAAGAGACUCAAACACUGAUCAAUGCCUUGAUGACACUCUGGGGUCUGAUUUGGGGCCUUUUGGCCUCAUUUCUCGUCAACCGCUUCCGCCGCCGCACAAUGUUCCUCGCCUCAACAAUCGGUGCCCUGGUCUGCUACGUGACUUGGACGGCCCUCCAGGCAACUUAUGAAAAACAGACCGACCUUACGGGAACCGGAUCGCCGGCCCUCGCAAAGGGUGUUCUUGCCAUGAUCUUCUUGUAUAACGUCGUUUUCAGCAUGGGAUGGGGUGCCUUGCAAGUGACCUAUGUCGUCGAGAUACUGCCGUUCAAUCUGCGUGCCAAAGGACUGGUACUGUACAAUCUUUUUGUAGCGCUGGCUCUCAUCUUCAACCAAUACGCCAACCCUGUCGGUGUCACCAACUCAAAGUGGAAGUACUAA
Molecule: messenger RNA, 1401 nt
Organism: Colletotrichum truncatum
Lineage: Eukaryota; Fungi; Ascomycota; Sordariomycetes; Glomerellales; Glomerellaceae
Product: hexose transporter
Biological process (GO): transmembrane transport; carbohydrate transport
Cellular component (GO): membrane
Molecular function (GO): carbohydrate:proton symporter activity
Source: RefSeq, a predicted model, not a curated record